AUGGGAAUACUUCUGGCGUACUUAAUUGGACAAUCUGCAUAUUUAAUCAAACGUAAAUUUUUCAACAACAACAACAACAACAACAACAACAUAGCAACUACAUCAUCAUCAUCAGAUAUGGAAAAGGGAAACACACCAGGCACAGGCCACUCAUUGGCUAGCUCAAUCACAAACUCCGGCCCAAUUUCGAUCUUGGCGUACUGUUUAUCAUCCAUUUUAAUGACAGUCACAAACAAGUUUGUUGUUUCUGGGUUCAACUUCAACUUAAACUUCCUCUUGUUGGCAGUACAAUCGGUUGUUUGUAUUGUCACUAUUGGUACUUUAAAGACAUUUGGCAUUAUCACCUAUAGACAAUUCAACAAAGACGAAGCUAAGAAAUGGUCCCCCAUUGCGUUCUUACUAGUUGGUAUGAUUUACACUUCUUCAAAAGCGUUGCAAUAUUUGUCAAUCCCAGUCUACACAAUCUUCAAAAAUUUAACAAUCAUCUUGAUUGCAUAUGGUGAAGUCAUUUGGUUUGGUGGUAAAGUCACCACUAUGGCGUUGAGCUCUUUCUUGUUGAUGGUUUUCUCCUCAGUUAUUGCUUACUAUGGUGACAAAGGUGAAGCCAAGACUGUUGAUGACCAAUUUCAAUUAUACUUGGGUUACUUUUGGAUGUUCACCAACUGUUUUGCCUCGGCGGCAUUUGUCUUGAUUAUGAGAAAGAGAAUCAAGUUGACUAAUUUCAAAGAUUUCGACACAAUGUACUACAACAAUCUCUUGUCAAUCCCAAUCUUGUUGGUUUUCACCUUUUUGUUUGAAAAUUGGUCACCCGAAAACUUGGAAAAGAAUUUCCCUGCUGACAAUAGAGUCGCUACUAUUGUGGCCAUGAUUUUGAGUGGUGCUUCAUCCGUUGGUAUCUCCUAUUGUAGUGCUUGGUGUGUUAGAGUUACUUCAUCCACCACUUACUCCAUGGUUGGUGCUUUGAACAAAUUACCAAUUGCCUUGAGUGGGUUGAUUUUCUUCAAUGCUGCCGUCAACUUUUGGUCUGUUUCAUCUAUCUUUGUUGGAUUUGUUGCAGGCUUAGUUUACGCCGUUGCGAAGCAAAAGCAACAAAAGGAAGCUGCUCAAGCUUUGCCAACUACAAAGUAG
Lodderomyces theae is the source of this 1128-nucleotide messenger RNA. It is a transcript of the gene VRG4, whose product is annotated as GDP-mannose transporter. The transcript has a single exon. The record is from RefSeq and is a predicted model, not a curated record. Lineage: Eukaryota; Fungi; Ascomycota; Pichiomycetes; Serinales; Debaryomycetaceae. Gene Ontology annotation, cellular component: Golgi apparatus. The coding region runs from base 1 to 1128 and encodes 375 amino acids. Gene Ontology annotation, molecular function: antiporter activity; GDP-mannose transmembrane transporter activity.